CUAAUUUUUUGACGUUCUGUUACAUGUGUUCGGAAUUAGAACAAAGUAAUCCUUCUCGAACCUCAAAAGUGCAAUUUUCUUCCCAUGCUUAAAAUCUCGGGAAUACACUUGCAAUUCUUAUGUUGAACAAACACGUCAGUUCAGAAAUGCCAUUUAUGUAAAGGGAAUGCUGAGAGGGUUAUGUUAUUUGAAUGACGGAAAUAUGAUUUUAUUUUUUUUAAAAUAUCCAAUACAUGAAGCGUGUACAGUAAUAAGUGAAUUCAAAAUAAGAUGAAAGCCUUUUUAUAUGUAUUCUUCACAUUUCAUGUUAUAAUAAGUUGCACUUUGAUUGUAAACUAUGAAGCGGAAAUUACCAAUAACGUUGCACCCAGCGAAACUCCAGACAUAGAAAAUUUGUCUACAGUUACGCAAAGCAAUGAUCUGUUAGAAAAUGAGCCCACCCCCAUAUCUGGAGGCACCAUAGAGCCUACUAUUUCAAAUCUGAAUCUUAGUAGUGACAAAAACCAAGCAGAAAACAUAAGUACUUCUAUUAGCAGUACAACAAAUAGAUUUGGAGUAUUUCUUGUCUCACAAUAUUGAUGCCAUGUUUGAUUCCCAAUAAUGUUGUCAAGGAUCAGUUACCACACCAGUCUUCAAAAGCAUCAAAUGUAUGAAAAAGAAAUUAGUUCACUAGUAGAUACCCACACAUUACCUGUCAUUGAUAUCCCAAUUGAUGAAUAGAGAAAGUGUCACCAACCACAUGAUGUGACUUGUCAGUAAGGGGAUCAUUGAAUGUUCAGUCAUUGGUGUUAACUAUGCAAAAGUUGCAUAAACUAAAAAUAUGCUGAGUAGGAUCUGUUUGUUUCUUGUCUCUGUGAUCAUGAUCAGUCAUCUACAAUGUUGUUUCAUACCUGUGGACUAUUAUAUGGCCAAUGCUCCUCCUAAUUUUCAGAAGUCUCAGUAAUGACACCCCAGUAGUAUUAUCAGACAGUCUGAAUAGUGAGCCAGAGAAGAUUGCCGAACCAGUACCUGUGAUAACUUUAAGCGAUGAAGUGCCACAAAAAGUUGUAACUCAAAGUAAGACAGAGGUCAAAGUAGACAAUGGAACGCAAGAUGCUAAGAAGGAAGUUGAUAGUGCCAAUGCAGUUAACGAGAAUAUAACAGGAGGUAAAGCAGAGGAGAUCCCUUCAUUUAGUGAAUGGGCGCAGAAGCGUUUGGAGGAAGUUGAGAAGAAUGAACAGAACACCUCUGUCAAAGGCCAUACAACGAAUGGAAAGGAGAAGAACACUAAACAAAUGUGGAAGAAUUAUGCGUCAAUGGACUGCGGUGCAAAACUAGUGGCAGCCAAUGCAGAAGCCCAAAGCGCAAAUUCCAUAUUAUCACCUUCCACUGACGAAUAUAAACUGAAUCCUUGCACUAGUCGGAUAUGGUUCGUUGUAGAACUGUGCGAGGCCAUACAACCAAAAAGAAUUGAUCUGGCUAAUUAUGAAUUAUUUUCUUCAUCUCCAAAGGAUUUUACUGUAUCAGUGAGCGAAAGAUUCCCGACUAGAGAUUGGAUGCAAGUAGGAAAAUUCACUGCAAAGGAUGAAAGAGACGUGCAAAGUUUUGACGUUGACUCUCACAUUUUUGGAAAGUAUAUAAAAGUAGAAAUCAAGUCGCAUUAUGGAUCAGAACAUUAUUGUCCUUUAUCGCUGUUUAGAGCUUAUGGAACGUCGGUGUUUGAAGUACUACAGAAAGAAGACCCAACUCACGAAAACCGGAACGAUGACGACGAUGAUGACAAUGAAGACGACACAAUCCUUAACGAAGGCUCCGAAACGAACCUUUUCAACUCAGCUAAAGACGCUGUUAUCUCGAUCGUUCGCAAAGCAGCCGAAGUUUUGGGCAACAAAGUUAACAACAAAACAGCUACGAACCAUCUGAACAACACAGAAUCUAACUUGCACACUUGCGUUCAUCCUCGAUAUUCUGUGGUCUGCCCCAAUGAAUCUCUCUGUGAUAGAAUCUACGAAUUACUCAGUUGUAGUUCAGACUUUAUUGGACACAUUGUCGCUAUACCCAGAGUAUACAAAGCAUUAUGGAACUCAGAUGUAUGUGAGAUCUUUGGCAUUGAGUUAGAGGAACAACCCAAAGAGUUCUGUCACUCCAACUCGGUAACGCCCUUCUUCACCAUCGAUUACUUGGGUGCAAUGUGCAACGAGGCUUUAGUGGUAGGUGGACAAGCUACGUUAAACGUCAGCCAACAGUUCUUGAACAUCACCAAGAAGCUUACAACAGAAAAGAUCGUUCAUAUUAAUGUGAAAGAAAAGAAUAUCAAUGAAGAAGUUUUGAACGAGAAAGUAGCGACUGUGAAGAAUGUGACAGAAAGCAAAGUAGAAAACGUGAAUGAUACCGUCGAUGACAAUAGUACUGUGCAGAUUAAACCUACCAAGGUAGUUCCUGAAGACCAAACACUUCCUCAAACAGCAGACCCUAAUGAAACUAAAGCUGAGGAACCGACAGUCGAAGUAAUUACAUCAGCACCUGCAGAGCCAUCAACUACUCAUGUGGAAGGAUCUGCAGAACUGAAUAUUAGCGGAGAUGGAGAGCUGCAUCCGGAAACUACGGAACAUCUGGAGGAUCAUAUUGAUCACAUCAUUUCUGACCUGAACGGGGAUACUCAAACGACGACACCUAGUGCCACAACGAAUGCCCCUCAAGGACCGAAAGAGUCGAUAUUUUUAAGGCUGUCAAAUAGAAUCAAGGCUCUAGAACGCAACAUGUCCAUAUCUAGUCAAUACCUGGAAGAGCUGAGUAGGCGUUACAAGAAACAAGUGGAAGACAUCCAGAACCUUCUUGAAAAGACCAUUGUCACUUUACGCGAAGAAAACAGCAAGCGUAACAAACAGCUGGAAGAACGUCUCGACCAUCUAACAUUUACAUUAGAGUCAUACAAGAGACAGUUUGUCAUGACCGUAUUCUAUAUCUGUAUUUUUCUUGCUGCUCUGGGUGGUGGUCUGUACUUUUUUUGUCGGACGCCAGCCCAGAGCGUUCAACGAACGAUUGAGAAGGCCCCUGAAAUUCUGCGUCGCAAAUCUGUCGAUGAUUUGACCGGAACUGCCAAGGACAAGAAGAAAAGGCGACCCAGUGAUCAGGUACUGAAAAUAGUCCGGUACUCAACAGUAAGCAAUGAAGAAAAAAUCCGGAAGCCGAAAAAGAGAAGAAAAAAACCGAUACUACCAACUUCGGACUCUUUUCCGAGUUACAAGUCAGACAAAAGCUGUGAUACAAUAGAUGAUAAAACGGUGGACUGGGUUGAAGUUACCAAUCAAAUUGGAGACAUACCUUUCGCAUUAGAAGAAAGUGACAACUUAACUUUGGAACUUAGCGAUUUGCCAACUGAAUUAGAUAGUAGUAAAUUUAGUGCUGAAAGUAGAAAUGGAAAUUCCAAGGCUGAACUUAGGGCUAAAAGUGAAGUGAGAGAAGUAAACGAGUCGUCCUGUUCAGUACAGUAUAAAAGGAGUAAUUCUGAUGGCCUACCGACACCUGUUAAAGAGAAGAAAGAAAAGAAGGGAUUUAGAAGGCUUUUCAAAAGAGUAUUUUAGGAUAUUUUAAAUAUUUUUUAUAUUUACGUAAUCUCGCUUUUUAUUUAUUGUAAGUUAUAUUAGUGUUUACAUUUUCGAGAAUAAGCUUGGUUAUUAUGCAAAUAAAAAAGUUAACUAGUA
Messenger RNA from Acanthoscelides obtectus, 3683 nucleotides. Lineage: Eukaryota; Metazoa; Arthropoda; Insecta; Coleoptera; Chrysomelidae. The record is from the annotation of a GenBank genome assembly.